Molecule: messenger RNA, 1947 nt
Organism: Solea solea (common sole)
Lineage: Eukaryota; Metazoa; Chordata; Actinopteri; Pleuronectiformes; Soleidae
Gene: lpl2a
Product: lipoprotein lipase
Exons: 10
Coding region: 164-1687 (507 amino acids)
Biological process (GO): lipid metabolic process
Molecular function (GO): lipoprotein lipase activity; apolipoprotein binding
Source: RefSeq, a predicted model, not a curated record
GGUUCAGAUAUCAGCGCUCUUCGCGCAACAGGACGCAAAAGGAUUAUCCGGAGGAAGAACAUAUCAGGCAGACACACUCUCUUCUCUCUUCUCCUGCGGUAUCUGUGUGAUUCAGCACUGUUCAAAGGCACCGUCUCUCUAACCGGGAUAAGCUGGAAAAGCGAUGAAAACGUGGCGAGUCCAGCUGCUGUACUUUCUGGUGUUGAACGCAGCUGUGCAGUAUGUGACGUCCCUGGAAAAUGAGCUGUCCGGUUCUAUUUUUGACGACUUCCUCGAUCCCUUGAAAGACUUGUUUCACCACAAAGAUGACAGCAAUGAAACGGUUGCCAAAUUCUCCUUACGCAAACCGUCUCAUCCCGAUGAUGACCUGUGCUAUAUCAUUCCUGGAAAACCUGAAUCCCUGGCAGCCUGCACCUUCAACAGCACUUCCAAAACCUUCCUAGUAAUCCACGGAUGGACGCUGAGUGGUAUGUUUGAAAGCUGGAUGACAGAGCUGGUGGAAGCGCUGUAUGACCGAGAACAGACGGCUAACGUCAUCGUGGUGGACUGGCUCGCCUCGGCACAGAACCACUAUGUGUUUGCUGCUCAGAAGACCAAAGCCGUGGGGCAGGAGAUCGCUCGCUUCAUCGACUGGCUCGAGGAAACCACCAAUAUGCCUCUCGAGAACAUCCACCUGAUUGGCUACAGCCUGGGGGCUCACGUCGCAGGCUUUGCUGGCAACCAUGCGACCAAUAAAGUCGGAAGAAUAACUGGUCUGGACCCAGCUGGUCCAGACUUUGAGGGGGAGCACGCCCACAAACGCCUCUCCCCAGACGACGCUUACUUUGUGGACGUCCUACACACUUUCACUCGGGGUUCGCUGGGUCUCAGCAUUGGUAUACAGCAGCCUGUUGGUCAUGUGGACAUUUACCCCAAUGGAGGCAGCUUUCAGCCAGGCUGCAACCUCAGGGGGGCUCUGGAGAAGAUUGCCAACUUUGGGUUAUUUGCAAUCACUGAUGCGGUCAAGUGCGAACACGAGCGCUCUGUCCACCUGUUUAUCGACUCUCUGCUGAACAAGGAGGAAGCUGCCAAGGCCUACAGAUGCGGCAGCAACGACAUGUUCAACCGCGGCAUGUGUCUCGGCUGCCGCAAAAGCCGCUGCAACACGGUGGGCUACGACAUCAGCAAGGUCCGCAAGGCACGCAACGUUCAGAUGUACACCAAAACACGGGCGUCCAUGCCAUUCAGAGUUUACCACUAUCAGCUGAAGAUCCAUUUCUCCAGUAAGGUGACCCGCUCAGAGAUGGAGCCGUCGCUCACAGUGUCGCUGUACGGAACAAAAGCAGAGGCUGAAAACCUGGAGCUCAAACUGAAGGAGAAAAUAUCAACAAACAAGACACAUUCAUUCCUUUUGGUGACAGAGAAGGACAUUGGCGAGCUGUUGAUGUUGAAGUUUAAAUGGGAGGAGACGAACGGCUGGUCAACCUCCAGCAUGUUGAAGAUGGUUUCCUCUUGGUGGUCUGGUGACUCGGACAGCGCCAACAUGGAGGUUCACAAAAUCCGUAUUCGAGCUGGCGAGACCCAGAAAAAGAUGGUGUUCUGUGUAAGAGACCCUGAUGCUCAGAGCUUAACCCAGGAGGUCACAUUUGUGAAAUGUAAAGAUUUGUGGAGGACAAACCAAAAAAGACUUAUUCUAAAAGACCACUGAUGUGAAAGAAAAAAAAGUCCCCCUGCUUCGUUUCAGCACUUAUUAAAUCAUUUCUACACCUGUAACUUAUAUUAUUUUUCACAUUAUAUAAAGACUGCCUGGCUUUGUAUGUACUGUGUAACAAUAAUUACUGUGUAAUAUGUUCUAGUGUCAUAGUUGUACAUACAAAUGUUGUGUUUGGUUGGAGCUGGAUAUGAUUCAAAAGUAUUCUGUGAGUGUUCAGAGUCUUCCAUACUAAGAAGACUUUAUACUACUGUACA